Molecule: messenger RNA, 1718 nt
Organism: Pelagomonas calceolata
Lineage: Eukaryota; Pelagophyceae; Pelagomonadales; Pelagomonadaceae
Source: the annotation of a GenBank genome assembly
CUGACAGGCCAGCCACCGCACACCACACGACAUCGCUCGAACGACGCCAGGUAUCGAACGCCCCGCAGCUCGUCGCAUUCAAGCAGUGCUCAGGCAGACGCACGCUCACUACGUCUUGGCACCGCUGACGCACAGCUCUACAGACACACUGCAAGCCAGUGGCAUGUGCAAACCGCCCACGCCCGACGCCAUGGCGGCCCCGGAGGAGGUGGAAGUGAAAGAAGACACGCCCCCGACGCGCUGCGACAAAGCCAAGAGCUUCUACCUUCAAAACAGCUUCAUGGUCAAUGUGAUAAUUGUCAUUGGGAUCGCGAGGGCCCACGCGUCCCUGACCACGAAAUCUUAUGAAGACGUUUUAUCGAUCCUAGCCAUCGUCGCCGUGAUCUGGAUCUUUCUCUUCACGGGACUCGGUCUGCGGACGCGAGAACUCGUGAAGGCGCUCAAAAACUACAAAUUUAAUGCAUUUGUGCAACUGUUCAACCUCGGGUUAUUACCCGUGGCGAUCUGGGCCGUAUCUCGUGUACUCAUUGAUAUCAAAGUCCUCUCCACACCACUAGCGAACGGCGUGGCCGUGUGCGCGUUUUUACCGAUGACGGUCAAUAUGGUAAUUGUUCUGACGAAAAGUUCGGUGCGAUAUCGGCGUCCCGGCGUGUUGUCGUGUCUUCACUUUGUUCAUGUGACUCGUGUCCAUCUCACGACGACGUGGGUGGUUUCUUUUGUGAUUUUGAGGCCAUUCGUACAUCGAGCGACAGUGAUGCUCCGCGCAGGGUGGCGACGAGGCCGCCGCGGUGUUUAAUUCAGCGUGCGGCAACCUGCUCGGGGUCUUCGUCACGCCGGCCUGGGUCCAGGCUCUGUUAGGCAGCACGUCUUCCGUAAGUUUCGCAGCUACGGUGAUCAAGCUAUCAUACAGAGUAUUAGCACCUUUAUUUGUCGGUCAAUUGACCCAGUACUGGCUCCCGUCCGUCGCGAAGUGGGCGAAGAAGCACAAGCCUUCCCUGAAAAAACUGCAGGAACACCUCCUGACGUUCAUCGUCUACGUGACCUUCGUGAAGCUGGACGUCGGUGCUGAUCGCGGCGUCUGUCAUCGCCUUCACGCCAUCGACGCGACUCGUGGCCAUCAGACGAGAUGGUGGGCGGUUUUUCUUUCGAGUUUGAGUGAAUUCGGACCGCGUCGGGGCCGUCGCGGCGUGUCGGAGAGAGCGCUUUCAUGAAGAUGGCGUGAGGUGGCUCGCACCGACGCGGUCGCCGCGACGGCGUCGGCGCGAUGCCACGUGAGAGUCUACACGUCUCGGGAGUGCACAGAGGCAGUUUCGUGACGGCGUCGUUCCACGCAGGCGUCGGCGCCGUCGACGUCAUUAUCAUGAUCAUUGUACAGUGUUUCCUAUUGGUAGCGUCCAUGGGCGUCGCUUGGGUCAUGUUGGGGCUCCUGCAUUUCGACAAGAAACUGCGGGUCAUGGGUUUGUAUGGGUGCACGCACAAGACGGUCGCGAUGGGCGUCCCGCUCAUCACGGCCAUCUACGAGGGUGCGGGGCAGCCUUUGGGGUUGUAUUUGCUGCCGUUGCUGGUCUGGCACCCGUCGCAAUUGGUCAUCGGGUCGUUCCUCGCGCCGCGUCUACUCAGGUGGGUCGGGCCUUCCUCAGAAUCGUCGGGGGAGUUGUCGGUCUGAGGCUGUUUGUGUUUUUUGGCUAUAGUAGUUGAUAAGUGAAUUACGAACAUAA